AUGACGUGCCGCUGUCAACAGGGGCCGUGGCGGGACGGCCGCCUCAGCGACUCUGACGGCAGCCGCGACGCUUUUGACGGCGCCGGCUACGAUGACGCUACGCCGUUCAUUUCGCCGUCAGAACAUUCGCUCCGUUCCGGGGCGCCCUUCCGCGCGCCCUUGAGAUUUGGCGGCGUGCGCCACCUGCGCCUGCUGUUGCUGGCGCUCGUUAUCGCCGCGGCGGACCUCCUCUUCCCUGCCUGCUCCUGGCGCAGCUUCCGCCUGCUACGCGCGGGGGGGGGAGACUUUCCGCCCACGGGGAACGGAGAUGCCUUAGCCCCGCCCUCGCCGUUGACUCCGUUGAACGAGUCAUAUGGCCACGUCAGCUGCUCCCUCACUGCCCUCCGACGUCUCAGCAGCAUGCUCUCCCUCCCCUCGCCAUCCCCACACCUCCCCUUCUUCGCAUUGCUCCUUCCUCCCCUCCACCCUACAUCCUCCCCACUACUGGUACCACCACCAGCCACAGCACCACUGGCAGCACCACUGGCAGCACCACUGGCAGCAUCAUCGCCAGCACCAGCGCCAGCACCGGAACGUGCGCCUCCUCCUCCGCUCCCCCCCAUUCCUGCUGCCGCCUCCCCUGCUCUGUCUCCCCUUCCUCCACCCCCCCCUGCCCUGACUCCUUCUGCCCCACCCCCAUUCCUCUCUCCCAUCGCUCCCCACUCCUCAGCAUCCCCACUUCCUCCGCCUCUCCCUACCCUCUCUCCCCCGCCACCGCCCCUCGCCGCCUGCCCGCUGUCCCGCCUCUAUCUGCCACAAGCCGUGGCAGCCGCAGCAGGGGAUGGCGCCAACGCAAUAGCAGCAGCAGCACCAGGGGUUAGUGCUAAUGCGUCUACCCCAACAGCAACAGCAGCAGCAGUAGCGCCUCCCUUACAGUGGACGCCCCAGGCGCACAAGUACAUUCUCAUGCACUGCGACAGCGGCCAGAUCAGCAACUGGGUGCACUGCAUUCGCAUGCACCUCCUCUUUGCCGGUCUGCUCAGCCGCACGCUCCUUGUCAACGCCCUGCCAUCGGAGACCAAGCGAGCCUACAACUACUCUCUCCUCUUCGACAUCUCGCAUGCACGGCAGUGCUACGGGCCCACCUCUGUACAGACCACUGAGGAAUACUAUAACGAGUAUGGAAAAAAGGUGGAGCUGGAUCGAGUGCUGUGCUGGAGGUACGGGUCGAUACCCGCUACAGCGCGCGAUAUGAAGACCUUUGUGCAUAUACCCGACGAUGUGAAUAUUAAAGGCCACGUUUCGAAAUCAGCGUCGGGUACACUCAAGAAGUUUCAUACUUUCUUCAAUUCGCAUACGGGCCAUGCUGAUGUGAUAUUACUGGGGGAUUUAUACAGCUACCCCUCUUUUGAAGGCUUGGAGCACCCCUUGGCUUGGGGCGACCUUCCUUUUCAACGCCUGCCCGGCUGCCUGAGCACACUCGCUGUGCAGCCAGACGCACGGAUUGUCCAGGCAGCUGAAGACUUCGUCGAUGAGAAAUUCGGGCAGAAGCCUUUCUUGAGCCUGCACAUGAGGGCGGGGGACCUGCGGGCGAGCUGUGAGCGGCAGCAGCUGGACGUGGGGUGCCGGCUGGGGCCCCACCAGGUGGUGGCGUGCGUCAAGAGGAAGCUCAGAGUGCACCGGCUGAUGAGCCUUUUUAUUGCAACGAAUGCUGGCCACUCGGAGGUGCAGCAGGUGAAGCAGUUGUUUCAAGGCAGAGACCCCGCCCCACCACCUCCCCCAGGAGCACCCAUCCUCCCCCCCGGCCUUACCACCCAAGUGGUAACCGGCGUGCACGGUUGGCCGGGGCUGAAGCGGUGGUUCGGGGCACUGGAUGAGACACAGUUGAAGCAGGUAGAGGCGGAGGUGGAAAAGGUGGUGGCGGUGCGAGGCACUGUGUUCCAAGGCACAUGCACGUCAACGUUCUCCCUGGACGUUGAGAGAAUGAGGCUGGCCUUGGGAAGAGGUAGCUGCCAUGACUCGUUUGUGUGUGAUGAGGAGAUCGCGGCGGGGGAGGUGGUGAAUGAGUCGGAGAGGAAAGGGUGCCGCACGGAGUUUCUGUUCUGGUAG
Messenger RNA from Closterium sp. Naga37s-1, 2088 nucleotides. NCBI's taxonomy places the organism in Eukaryota, Viridiplantae, Streptophyta, Zygnematophyceae, Desmidiales, Closteriaceae. The record is from the annotation of a GenBank genome assembly.